This is a messenger RNA of Dromaius novaehollandiae (emu), 6811 nucleotides long. RefSeq names its product RecQ mediated genome instability 2 (gene RMI2). Lineage: Eukaryota; Metazoa; Chordata; Aves; Casuariiformes; Dromaiidae. The transcript has 3 exons. Gene Ontology annotation, biological process: regulation of sister chromatid segregation; maintenance of rDNA; DNA repair. The record is from RefSeq and is a predicted model, not a curated record. Gene Ontology annotation, cellular component: nuclear speck; cytosol. Bases 64 to 483 code for a protein of 139 amino acids.
UUCCCGCCCUCCGGCCGCCCUCAGCGGCUGCGCGUGACGGAGCUGUCGGCGGCCGCGGGCAGCAUGGCGGGGGAGGCGCCGGGGCCGCCGGUGAAGGUGCUGGCCGCCCAGCUGCGGGGCGCCGAGCGGGGCGCCGGCGGGACGUGGCAGCUGGGCCGGGCGGAGGCGGGCCGGGCGCCGCUGCGCCUGCGGGCCGUAUGGAUGCAGGGCACCGUGCUGGAGGUGGAGCGCGGCGGCGCCCGCGGCGGCUCGGCCCGGCUGCAGGACGCCAGCGGCGCUUUCACGGUGCUGGGGGUGGAGGAGGUGCCCAAGGGGCGGCCGUGCCUCAGCGCAGGGAAGUAUGUAAUGGUGAUGGGUCUGGUGCGGUCCUGCAGUCCUGAGCCUCUUCUUCGAGCAAUAAAGAUGACGGAUCUUUCUGAAAAUCCAGUGCAUAAGAAUAUGUGGUGCCUUGAAGUGGAGGAUUUGCACAGAAUCAUGCCCUAGAAGCUUUUUCUUCUGCCUAGAAGAAUUGGAAAAGGUCACUCUGACGUCAGCUGGCUGCCCGCCAUUCCACAUGAGCUGCACCUAAAACCAGAAGAGAUGUAUUUCUCCAGUGAAACAGGCCUAGAAAUAGCAGAAGAGCCUGCAGAAUGCACUAGCAGAAUGAACUUUAUACAGUGGGGAAAAAAAGAAAUAGUUAGAAGUGCUCCAGAGAAGUGUUAAUGCUUCAUUAAACUCUGUAUGGCCUGCAAGCUCAACCACCUGACACAAAUCCACAUAGAAACUGCACUUCUAGAACUCGGGAAGCAGCAGUCUUUCCAUUACCUUCUCUGGAAGGUGCACUGGGUCUACAGUCCACAGCAAUUAAUGACACCAGUUGAUUAGUGUUACAGUUACUGACAGAACAGGAGAAUUUACCUCUCUGAAUAUGACGCAGGAGGCAUAUUUGCUUUUCAGUGAAAACGAUCGGAGAACACUGUGAGGCACCACUAUGAGUACCAAAGAGAGACUACAGACAAGCAAACACAACACUGCAUAAUUUGUGCAGCUUAUUAUUGGGCAGAAAGUCUUCAGCCUCAGUUGAUUAACAUAUAAUUAAUAAAACAUGGAUUAACAUGCAAGUACCUUGUCCCAGCAAUGCAAAUGCUGCAUUACAUAUACAAUUUUCAGACAGAAAAUACUCUAUAUUCUUUGAUUUUGAAGGCUAAUUUAUGUAGUUCUUUUUCCUUUUUUCCCAUACAUGCUUUGCAAGCACACCUGACAAUUGUAUUUUAAAGCCUUCCUGGUUUCACACAAUAUUUUCCCAUUUGUGUUGCAAAUUUCAAUGAAGUCCUAAAAUUUAGUUUUGCUUUAUAUGAGUAUCAAAGAAUUUCUGGCACUUUUUGUAGAAGAGGAGUUUGUUCAUCACUUUGUGGACAGUACUGUCCUCAUUUUAAUUGCUGGGUAGAUACCUGUGCACUUCUGGCUUCUUACCAUCCAAAGUGGGUCAGUGCUAAAAGUACAAAACUGAUGUCAUCAGCUAACAACAGUUAUGUAGAGUUAUGCUUGAGAAAAGCAUGUGCGUAUGCUUGGAAAAGGAAAGAAUGCUGGUGCUUUGGACACCAGGAAAUAGCAGCACUUGGUGUUCUUUAGAUUUUUCAGAUGAUGCCCGGUUCUGUAGUUCUUUGGGAUGAAAGGUAUACUAGCAGUAAAUAUAGUAUCACAGGUUUGUAUUUUGCGCCCUUUCUUAUCUCACCUGCUGGUUGUACUUUCUGCCUCUUCUCUCUGACAGGGAAUUGACCUCUAGUUGUCUCAGAGUGAAAUUAAAUGGGUGGGCAAGAGCAGCUCUGCAGCUCGUAUGCGCGCUUCCAAACUUCAGCGAUGAUGAUGCUGAUACCUGAUCAGUAUCAAUGGAUGCAAGAGUAACAUGAGAAACCCCUCACAUACUGACAUUGACACGCAGCAAGAUUUUUCUGUAUCUUUUCCUCAAAUGAAAAAUGUGCUUAAUGAAGUAAUUUCUUAAAGAGGCUAGACAAAUUAAUGUUCAACUAAGGACAUUCUUGCUACCUGAAUUUCCUACAUGGCUACAGCUUGAAGCAAAACUAUCAUCUAUCUUUUACUAGGAUUAUGAGCCAUGAUUCAGUUUCAUGAGGCUUAACUUUGCUCCCAUCUUUAGGCACUUUCAGGAGCUCUACAGCUGUGAAGUGCUUCGUCAAAGCAUGUAAAGUUUAAGUACAAGAAUAAACAUUUGCAGAAUCAGGAACUAAAUUCUGUAAUGUUGCUGGGAGGUAUCAUAUGCCACUUGAAAAUGACUGCAUUUUAAUGUAAAUAGUUAUGUUUACUACUUCUAAAGUCAAAUUUGGAAUUUUGGCACUUUGUAAACAGUGUUUAAGGAAUUUGGAUUCCUUUUGCAGAUCAAUUUAUGCUUCUCUAUGAUAAUACACUUUACGGAUUACCUUUCCUUUUAUUCAGAAAAUGUAAUUUCACCAGGGUGCUGUUUAGAGCCUUCGUACUCCUGUAUUUCAGACAUAUAUUUAAAGUAGGCACCAUUUGUUGUAAGUCAGUGAGCUCCCCAGUUUGACCACAUUUGUAAAUCAUUUAAAUCAAAGUUUUCCUAAGUCUAGCUGCAUUUUUAUUUAUAUUUUAAAAUAAUAAUGCUUGCUUACUUCUAAAAAAAGAAAAAAAGUUUCUGUUACAUCAGUUUUGUGCAAAGGUGUCAUUCUCACUGAUAAAGAAGGAAAAAAUGAAAGACGAAAGAACUUUGAUUAAAUCAGUAGUGCAACAAUGUUGAAAAUGCCAAGCAUGUGUAUGUGUCACUCUUGCAUGUUGGUGCACACAGCAUGUAUCCAUGCAAGAGGUAAGUUCUUCAUCCUUGGCAGCUGCACAGUAGUGUCAGUGCAUGUAAUUCAAAAUCCUGCUAUGAAUUCCUUAGAACUUCCUCCUUUGUCUUAGAUUUUAUUUCUUUUUCCCAGUCUGUUUUAAACAUGACUUUAUGCUGUUCUUUCCAUCUACUCUCAAAUGCUGUUCUAGAGCCUUUCACAGGGUUGGGAAUGUCCGUAAUUCAGUGCUUUGAACCAUAUGUAUUUAAUUGCCUUUGGUUAUGCAGCAGCAUGUGGGGUUACUGUAUGCAAAAUAGUAUGGCAUUAAUAAUACUUCCAACAAGGAUAUGUGCUGGUUAUCUUUCAUAGUCAUCAUAUCCUAUACAUCCGAGAUACAGGACAGUUUGUGUCCUACUUCAAUUCCUUGACUUGCUUAAUGCCUUUAUAAAAAAAGAAAAAAAACAAUCAACUACUUGGCAGUUCCCAUAAUUCUCCUGACAUAUAUUUCCUCUGAGCUGCCAUACCUACCUGGUCCUUGUCAUUCCAAACAAGAGUUAGAUCAUCCUGGUGACUCUGUGCCGAAUGCUCCACAUACAGGUCAAGCCUGGCAUGCCAAGGGAAAGGGAUGGAGAGAGGAUGGAAAAGCUCCACUAGAAGGAAAAAAAGAAUGUAAGUGUGACUGUGACUCAUUUUCUGAUAAAGAAAAAGGCACAGGACCUGCUCUCUCACCAGGAGCAGGGCAACAGUCAGUUCCCAGAGAGCGAGAACAUCUGUCUUGGCUUUCACACACAUGCACAACCACACCAACACACAUAGUGACUUUAGUGUGCUGAUUUCUGAUGAAGAAAUACAGGGGGAAAAAAAGAGUUCUCUAUUUACCAGUAAGUCACUAUUUACAUGCAAUAAUCAAAAGAUCGAUGUCUACAUCUAAAGAAACCCGCGGCAAGAAUAGCCAGGAGAGUCCUCUUUAUGACGCUUAGAUGACCUUACACUGGAAGAGGAAUAGUUUACAACUCUCAAAAAGUAAGUGCACUUAUUUUCUUUAUUUUCAGAUAACAGUCUCAGCAUAAGGGUUUAGAACCUCAGGGCAGCAGCAAGCAUCGCCAGUGCUCCUAGGGUAACAGAAUUUAUUACAGUUUCUGAAAAAAGCCUCAAGCAGCUGACACAGCAAAACAACAAAAAUUAAAAUUAAAUUCAGGAGAAAAAAGGAAAACAGGAAAAGAAACAAAAAUGAAAUACUUUGACUAUCCAAAUUCGAAAGGGCAAUAUUCAGAAAAAAUGGCAUUAUGGGUGGAAUGUGCUUCUUUAUACCUCCAGUGCAGUGAUUAAAGCAUGAACCUGAGAUGUAGGUCACCUAGCUUGAAACUCUUUCCUUCUCUCAGCUGGGGGAGAGAUUUUCAUUUAGGUAUCCGCUUCACAGCGGACUACCCUAACCACUGGAUUAUUGGGUAUUUGAGGCUGAAUAUUCCUCAAACUACACGUACACUUGUGGACCUGGGAGCAUUUCCAGUUAGUAAACCACCGUGCAUACCUCACCCUCACAGUGUGGGGAGACUACAGAGCCUGUAAAGCUCCUCCUCAGUUCCUUGGUUUCUCCUGGAAGGAAGCAAAGAUGCACGGGUGCUUGCCAGCUGGACCCUUAAAUUGUAAAAUUGCAGAACCAAGGCCCUGAUCUGCACUGCAAAGCUGUACCGCUCAUACUAUGAGUCUUCCAUCUCUCCCACCACGGUUUAUGCUUGUGAAAAUAACUAGACAUUCACUGGCACAGAACUAUGGAACUAUUUUAUUCAAAAUGGGACUGGCAGGACAGAACACAGAGAGCGAGACUUGCUCAUAACUUUGGGAUGUCUAGUUUAAAUCACUGCUCUGAUUAAUGUAGAUGUGAACCCAAGUCAGUGAUCUCCCAGCUAAGUAUCCUCGUUCCUAGGCUAGAAAAAGUAGCUGCAAUACUUCAAUUCUCUUCUGUAUUUACAAAUGGUAUUUAUGUAUUCAGAAAAAGUUCCUAAGUUUCCUUUACUCUUUAUUAAAAAGUUAAAAUAUUCAAAAGCACAUAUAAAAUCAAAUGUUUCAUUUAACACCGAGCACAUAUACAACUUAGUGAAAAAUGGGAAUAGACAUUUUUAUUUGUUGAUGACUUUUCAAUCUGGCCAAACUUUUUCCUGACAUUAUUAAAGCUUAUUUAAGCUUUACGUUCCAUAUCCACAAAGCAGAAAUAGCACUUCUAACAGCCAAAGUUCACACUGAAUUUGAAGCAAAUAAGAUCUUAUAAGGACUGGACUGAAACCAUUUGAAUAUGCAUUUUAAAAUCAGAUUUAUGUGAUUUCAUUUAUUUUACAGUCUGCUAUCAACAUUUGCAAGAGAGUUUAGAAACCUACCAUUAACUUUAUGACCUCCAGGCAACUUUGGGAAGAAUCCAGUGUAAGUGCCUGUUACUUUUACCUCUUUGCCAUCCCAGAGAGCAGUGUGCCUCAGCAUACGUGUUCCAUGACUUUUUUGGUAAACUGUCAUGAACACGAGCUGCCUUGGAAGACUUUUUAACUGAAAACAAAAGAAAGGAAACACAUUAAAUCCUAAGCUGUCUGAAAAGUUUUAAACCUAAAUGUGUAAUUUUGGUACUGUGCACUCCUAAGGGUUCCAUCUAUAGAAAUGUGUUUAUAAAAGGUCUAAUAUAAUGAUACCUGAUACCUAACUGAAGCAUGCAAUCACUCCUUUGUAGAAACAGCCAUGCAUUUCUCUUUGCCCUCAUUUCUACAGAAAGUCAUCUCCUCACAUAAUGGAACCCAGAAGGCAGAGUAUGCUCUUUACAAUAUUUUGCUUCACUUAUUAUGUAUUUUGCUUCUGUAGCUCACUGAAUAAUAUUAUAAUAUUCUCCUUACUACAUCAACAGCAGCAGCAUUAAAGAAUAAAUCCAGUAGAUAAUGCAAACAAUAAUAGAUAUUGCUACCUCUUUUCUUCCUUAUUUAUAAAGAGAAAUGUGGCAACUGCAUAAUACAAUUUGGCAGUAGCUCAGUUUUUAAUACACUAUUUUCCUCUAUUUCCUACAUAUUUAUGUAUACAAUGCUCUGUCUACAGGAGCACACAAAUAUCAAUCAAGCAACAGUUAAUGUUGUUGGACACCCAAUUAAUCAACAUUCAAAAAGUUUGCUCCUGCUACUAGAGAAAUCAAGGGCAAAAUACCUAACAGGCAGCUGGAGCUGGAGCUGGAUUUGACCUUCAUGGUUUGGCAGCCAGCAUCCUGAAUACCACCCUCUAGAACCAGGACAAUCACAGCUUGACUUCUGCCAUUUGAGCUGAUUUUACCAACCUGAGGUAUUGUGUGCAUCAUUUCAAUGAUGUUAGUAUAGCUAGUCCCAGUGAAACUCAGCUUAGCUGUAAAAUUGAAAUCUUUUUUUUCCAUCUUGAGGAAUAGUUUGCCUUCUGCUUCACUCGCAUCAUAAUUUACCUUUUGAAGUUCCCAUUUAAUUAAAAAUGAGAGAAAGAGAGAGAGAGAGAAAAGGGAGAAAAAGAAAAAAACAUAAUUAUUGUUAUAGUAUUUUUGGCACAGUUUAUCAUAUUAUGGUUCUCAGGACCUAAGAGAGAUCUGAUUUAUCAUUUUCCUUUAUGUUCACAUUGUAGUAGGCACAGCCACAACACAGCUUAUACUGAAUAAUAAGCAUAAGAAAUGCAUUUGUAAUGUGAGCACUUAUUGCAGGACUAACAGUGUGCUGCAUUUGAUUGACAAAUGACCCCAUUCAUCUUCCUUGCCCAACCUUGCUUUUGUGUACUGUUCUACCGCACAAAGCCAAUAUCCAGGACUGUCUUCCACCCAAUUUCUCUUCUCUUAGUAGCUAGAAUAACUAAACGCAUCCCUGGAAUGAGUCUAAUACAUCUCAUUAUUAAAGUAGAUGCACAGAAGCAGAGUCAAAUAGAACAAAUCCCCUGCAGUAGCUUCUGAAUGCUAGCGACUUUGGAAAGCAUCAACAUCCUCAACAGCAACACCAAGGUCAGAAAUGCUAGUACCAGAAAUAAUGCGGCUCAACUCCUACAGCAUUAGG